This is a messenger RNA of Folsomia candida, 1153 nucleotides long. RefSeq lists its product as uncharacterized. The coding region runs from base 121 to 909 and encodes 262 amino acids. Lineage: Eukaryota; Metazoa; Arthropoda; Collembola; Entomobryomorpha; Isotomidae. The record is from RefSeq and is a predicted model, not a curated record. The transcript has 2 exons.
UUACAUACAUAUAGAAAUGUUCCACGCUAACGGUCUUCAUUCAACCCCUUUGUGCACAGAAGUGCACAAAUUUUCUCAAAAUCAGAACCACCUCGUCAUUAUUAUAUAACUUGCUUAAAAAUGUCGAAUUCUUCAAUCCGUCAAUUCUUCAUAAUUUCACUCUGGUUCUUAAUCCCAUGGAAAGUUUACGCUGCAAAAGAUUCGAUUGAACUUCUAAUCCCCAGCCGUCUCAACGAUUCUUCCCCCCUGACUGAUUUAUCCCCCGAAUUACCUGAACCGCUCCCUGCAUGGUCUAAUAACGCUACCCGACUUUGGCUAACCUUUUCCGCCGAUAUAGUCGUUUCCGUGAAAGAUACUUCCCAUGAUCCUGCCGAGGUGUCGGAGACAUUCAUUUUGCGAUCUUUUCUACCCGAAUCAUUCGACAACUAUCGAAGAUACCCUUCCAUUUCGAAGAACAAUCAUUCAUCCCUUAAUGAUACAAUCUUGAGACAAAAACGAUCCCCUAUUUCGACAGAGGGCGGACAAAUUAAACUCAUGCAGAUCGUAAUUCCCAUCCCGUACACAAACCUGGACCCGCAAGCGACCGGGAUGGAGAGCCCGAACCGGAAAAAUCUUCACAUUUCCGUUCGAUAUGAUCCCCAAGCUGAGCAGUACUGGAUGCACAGGGUCUUCAUUCAAGGAGUGGUGCCAGGAUAUGGAUCCUAUUUUGAGAUGACACCCAAAGGCGUCCGACCAGCCAGGGCGGACGUGGGCAACCAAUCCUAUUGCGCUGAAACGGCGUGGUUUCUUGACCGAAGUUAUAGCUACCGUUUUGUGGAGGUCAUUUUCAAAUCUCUAACUUUUCAGCUGGUUCCUUCUAAUAAUUUGGAGGAACUGAGUAACUUAAACUUUGACCCUACUGAUGUUUGAGCUCCAAGUGCCGGGACUGAAGAUGACGUGUAUAUGGAUGAGGACAAAAGGCUAUCUUUACCAUCAAUUCUCCUAGUUAUUAGUGGAACGGUAGGAAUUCUGCUGGUUGGAGUCUUCUGUGUUCUGACUGUGUACAAGCAUCGAUAUAAUAAGGAAUCGAAAAACUUGUGUGUCACAAAAUAUGCUGAUAACCGUGUUAACUACAUAUAACUAAAGAAAUAAACCAUGAAUACAUAAAUAUGCA